Molecule: messenger RNA, 1154 nt
Organism: Anopheles aquasalis
Lineage: Eukaryota; Metazoa; Arthropoda; Insecta; Diptera; Culicidae
Product: ficolin-2-like
Source: RefSeq, a predicted model, not a curated record
CUUGGUUCCGUCAGUAUACGGCGUGACUUGUAACGUGCAACAACCACUCUCCCGUGUCUUCUUCAGUAAGACGGUAAAGUGAAAGUUAUGAGCAUCUUUCGUGGAACAACGGCUACAACAUGGUUCCAGGCGCUGGUGUGCUGUUGCGUUACCGCAGACAAUCUCAGUGGAUUCUAUUACGAGAAUAUUGAAUCGCGCCUUAACGCCAUACAGGCCUUCGAGAGGGAUCUACUGACCUACACCAAUCACACCGUUCAACAGCUUAAGCUCAUGACUCCGCUGCUGAGCAAGCUGCAACUGGCACCCCAACAGCAAGCCACCACAUCGUCGUCGUCGCCGCCGUCGUCGUCGUUGAGUUCAGUCCAGAUAAAUGGUGGCACUUUGGCCGCCAGUUGCCGCGAAGUACCGGCCACUACGUCCGGCAUUUAUCGCAUCGACCCGAACUAUCCGUUCCAGGAACCGAUGGCGGUGUACUGCGAGCAGUCGUACGAGGGCGGUGGCUGGACCGUGAUACAGCGACGGAUGGACGGAUCGGUUAACUUUAUGCGCGACUGGCAGGAGUACAAACGUGGCUUUGGUACGCUGCGCGGUGAGUUCUGGCUCGGUCUCGACCAGAUCCAUCGUCUAACGAACGUGGCACGCCACGAGCUGGUGGUGCUGUUGGAAGAUUUUGACGGUGGUCGGGCGACUGCACGCUACGACCACUUCCGGAUCGGAGCGGAGAGUGUAAAUUAUGGGCUGCUUGAGCUGGGUCGGUGCGUUUCCUGCUCCGCCGGUGACUCGUUGGACAUUCAUCUGAACGAAAGCUUCUCAACAUACGAUCGGGAUAACAGUAAGGCACUGUUCAACUGUGCCGCCAAGUUCGGUGGUGCGUGGUGGUUUUACAGGUGUCACAAGAGCAAUUUAAAUGGAGAGUAUCUACGAGGAAAGCUCCCGGAAAGCCAGGAUUCGAAGGGCGUUAUGUGGAACUCCUUCCGUGGCAGCCUAUACUCGUUGAAGUCAAGUAAAAUGAUGAUCCGGCCGGUGGGUAAAAGGUGAUGAAAAUGGUACUGGUGGGGCGUCAUCAGGCGAGUGUUAUCAACUGUAGUCAUAUCAAUAAAAGCUAACGAAUGGUCCAGAUUAUUUUUUUUCUACAAAAAGGGACUGGAAUGAGA